This is a messenger RNA of Labrus bergylta (ballan wrasse), 19860 nucleotides long. It is a transcript of the gene neb, whose product is annotated as nebulin. Gene Ontology annotation, biological process: cardiac muscle thin filament assembly. The record is from RefSeq and is a predicted model, not a curated record. Gene Ontology annotation, cellular component: Z disc. Gene Ontology annotation, molecular function: actin filament binding. Lineage: Eukaryota; Metazoa; Chordata; Actinopteri; Labriformes; Labridae.
AUGGCGGAUACUGGUCAGGAGUAUGAGGAAUAUGAGGAGGAGGAGGAGGUUAUUGACGAGUAUUAUGAGGAGAUAACAACAUCCACCACGACUGUCGGUGAACAAAAGAGUCAGUCCAUUCAGGCCGGUUUGCCUACCAGGAGAGUCAGGAAGAAGGUCAAAGUGGAUAGCUCCAAGUUCAUGACUCCAUACCUGGCUCACAGCCAGAAGAUGAUGGAGCAGUACAGUCACAACAAGUACAGGCAUGCUUACGACUUGACCCGAGGGCAGCCUCCUGCAAUCAUCACUGAUAGUCCUGAAAUGAUUCGCAUCAGGAAGGCCCAGGAGCAGCUAAGUGAGGUUAAAUAUCGCAUGGAGGGAAAUAAGGCCCGCAACCAAAGCUUGUACGACGGGGAGGCCAGGGAGGUCAUCCACGUCAAGCAUGUGUCUGAUCUGAUUAGCAAGGUUCUGUACAGGCAGAAGUGGGAUGAGACUAAGGACAGGUACAUGCUGCCUCCUGAUGCUCCUGAGCUGGUCCUGGCUGUGAAGAAUGCUGCUAACUACAGCAAAAAACAUUACACUGAGGACUGGGAUGUGGAGAAGACCAUGUUCUACCCGUACAGCGACAGCCCCGAGCUGCGCAGGGUGGCCAAGGCUCAGGAAGUCCUCAGUGAUGUUAAGUACAAGAAGGGUCACGUUGAACGCACGGCCAAGUUCACCUCUUUGGCUGAUCCUCCUGAGGUGGAGCUGGCGAGGAGAGUGGCCAAUCAGCGCAGUGAUCUGAAGUACAAAGAAGAUUACAAUAAAAAUGUGAAGGGACAGUGGUGCGAGACGCCCUAUUUCGAUGUGGCCAUUGCCAGGGUGGCGAUGGACAACCUCAGCAGUAAGAAAUACACGCAAGCAUUUGAAGACGAAAAAGACCAAAUUUAUUUCAUGCAAACAGACACGCCCGUUUACGACACAAACAAGAAGUCUCGCAUUGCUAUUAGUGAGGUCCAAUACAAGAAGGAAUACGAGAAGACGAAAGCGCAGGCCGACUACAACACGCUCCCCGCCACAGAGAAUCCUCUCCUCAGACAGCUCAGAUACGCCGGCACCAUCCUCAGUGACAAAGUAUACAAGGCCAGCUAUGAGAAAUCCCGGGGUUUCAGCAUCAACUACUGUGACACGCCCAAAUUUCAGAUGGACUCAGUACUUAAGAAAUUCUCUGAUGCACGUUACAAAGAUAAGUAUGAAAGUGAGGUGAAGGGCCACUACAUUGGCAGCUAUGAAGAUCUUUACAUGAUUCAUUGCCAGAAGAUGGAGGAAAUGAAGAAUGAGCAACUGUACAAAUCUGAGUACGAAGACAUUAAAACAAGAUGCUUCUUCCCUCAAACAAUGACGCCCGAGUAUGAAGCCACAAAGAAGCUUCAGCAGUGUAAAGAUAAAGUUUACCGGCAACAUCCCGACACAGUGAAAUUUACACAAGUAGUUGAUUCACCAGUUCAGGUUCAAGCCGCCAUUAACGCCAAGCAGCUAAGUGAUUUGAACUACCACGCCGAUUACGAGAAAAUUAAGGUCAAGAACAGCCUGCCGCCAGACUAUCCCUUCUUCAUCCAGUCCAGAGUAAACGCUUUUAACCUCAGUGAUAAUUGUUAUAAGUACGAGUGGGAGAAAGACAAAGCGAAAAAGUUUGAGGUCAAGGGUGAUGCAAUCUCGAUCCUUGCUGCUCGUGCUCACACCAACAUUGCCAGUGAUGUCAAAUAUAAGAAGGAAUAUGAGAAGAACAAGGGGCAGAUGGUUGGAGCUCUCAGCAUUAAUGACGAUCCUAAAAUCCUGCACUCUGUUCAUGUGGCAAAAAUCCAGAGUGAUCGUGAGUAUAAGAAGGACUAUGAAAAGAUAAAGACCAAGUAUCAUACACCACUGGAUAUGAUGUCCAUCACCUUGGCCAAGAAAUCCCAGGCCAUCAGCAGCAUGACCGGAUACAGAAGCAUCAGUACCAACUUCUUCCUCCCCCCCGAUACCGUGCUGUUGGAUUUGGCCAAGAAAGCCAACAUCAUCCAGAGUGAUAAUGAGUACAAGUCUGACUACAACAGCUACACCAAGGGUUCCCCAUGGAUCACCUUUGGCUCAAUGGAAGUGGAAAAGAAUAAGAAAGCUGCUGAGAUCCUUAGCGAGAAAAAAUACAGACAAGCUCCAGACACGAUCCCCUUCACUGCUAUUGACGAUCACCCCAUCCAACUGCAGGCCAAAGUCAACCAGCUUCAGAGGAGUGAUCGUUUCUACAAGAGAGGUCUGGAAGAGAUCCAUCAGAAGUACUCUCUCCCUCCUGAUGUGCCUGAGUUCCUCCAGGCCAAGUGCAAUUCCUAUAACAUCAGCAAUAAAGCCUACAAGCACGCCUGGCAUGAGUUGAUUGCUAAAGGUUAUGACAUGAAGCCGGAUGCAAUCCCAGUUGUCGUCGCCAAAGCUGCCAGACAUGCUGCCAGUGAUGUCCAGUAUAAGAAGGCUUAUAUGAAAGACAGAGGCCACCACGUUGGCUUCCGCAGCCUCAAGGACGAUCCUCUGCUGGUUCACUACAUGGAGGUGGCUAAGCUGCAGAGUGACAAGAACUACAAGAAGGACUACCACAAGGCUAAGCUGAAGUAUCACACCCCUGUAGACAUGAUGAGUCUGGUACACGCCAAGCAGGCCUCAAAAGUGCAGACCUAUGCUGGCUACAAGCAGCAUCACCAUAACUACUGUCUUCUACCUGACUCAAUGAGUGUGGGCCUCGCUCGAAACAUGAACUACAAUGCAAGUGAUUUUAACUACAAGCAGGAAUAUGAGACUUCAGUCAAGGGCACUGGCUGGAUUCCCAUUGGGUCUUUGGAGGUGGAAAAGGCCAAGACAGCAGCAGCAGCUCUGAAUGAGACAAAGUACCGUCAGCCCCCUUCAAAUUUCAAGUUCACCAGUUCAACUGACUCCAUGGGCAUGGAGCUGGCCAAGGCCAAUGCCAAGAUCAUGAAUAAGAAAGAGUAUAAAGCCAGUGGAGAGAAGUUCAUGCACACAUACCACCUCCCAGCUGAUUCCCCCGAACUGCUGCAAGCCAGAUACAACGCUGUCAACAUCAGCCAGAAUUAUUACACCUAUGCCCAUCGUCAAGAUCUGCUCAAAGGACAUCAUGUGAAGGCAGAUUCCAUCGCUGUCGUAGCAGCAAAGUCCUCCAGAGACAUCGCCAGCAAUUACAAGUACAAACUGGCUUAUGAGAAGGCAAAGGGCCACCACGUUGGCUUCCGCAGCCUCCAGGACGAUCCUCUGCUGGUUCACUACAUGGAGGUGGCCAAGCUGCAGAGUGACAAGAACUACAAGAAGGACUACCAAAAGUCCAAGCUGAAGUAUCACACCCCGGUGGACAUGAUGAGUCUUGCACAUGCCAAGCAGGCCUCAAAAGUGCAGACCUAUGCUGGAUACAGGAAGAUCCCACACAACUACUUGCUUCUACCUGACAACCUGCACUUGCAGCAGUGUCGCGGCAUGAUGAACAUUCAGAGUGAUAAUCUCUACAAGUCCGAUUACAACAACUUCUCUAGAGGAAUCGGUUGGGUUCCUAUUGGUUCUGUGGAUGUUGAGAAGGCCAAAGCUGCUAAAUUCGCCCUUGAUGAAGUAAACUACCGACAGCACCCCAGUACUUUCAAGUUCACAAGCAAGACUGAUAACAUGAACAUGGUUCUGGCUAUGGCCAAUUCAAAGAUUAUGGACAAGGCUUCAUACAAAGCUUCUGGCGAGAAGUUCAUGCACACCUAUCAUCUGCCAGCUGACAGCCCUGAGUUCCUCCAGGCUAAGUUCAAUGCUCAGACCGUUAGCGAGAGUCACUACAAGCACAAGUGGCUGGAAACCAUUGCAAAGGGAUAUGACAUGAAGCCUGAUGCUAUUUCCAUUCUGCAUGCCAAGCAUGGCAGACAUAUUGCCAGCAAUGUCCAAUACAAGAAAGCUUAUGAAAAAGCCAGGGGCCACCACGUUGGCUUCCGCAGUCUCCAGGAUGAUCCUCUGCUGGUCCACUACAUGGAAGUGGCCAAGCUGCAGAGUGACAAGAACUACAAGAAGGACUACCAAAAGUCCAAGCUGAAGUAUCACACCCCCGUGGACAUGAUGAGUGUGGUCCACGCCAAGCAGGCCUCAGCUGUUCAGACCAAUACUGGGUACAGAAAGGUCCCACACAGCUACAUGCUUCUACCAGACAACCUGCAAAUGCAGCGGUGUCGCACCAUGAAUGUGCAGACAAGUGAUUUUGAAUACAAAUCAGAGUGGAACAACUUUGUCAGAGGCAUUGGAUGGGUCCCAAUUGGCUCAAUUGGAGUUGAGACUGCUAAAGUUGGUGGUCAGAUUCAGAGCGACAACUUGUACCGCACUCAUCCCUCCAACUUCAAGUUCAAAAAGCUGAUGGACUCCAUGGACAUUGCCCUGGCUACUGCCAACAACAAGAUCAUGAACAAGCAAGCAUACACUGCAGCUUGGGACAAAGACAAGCUGACCGUCCAUGUCAUGCCAGAUUCUCCUGAGAUCGUUUUGGCCAAGGCUAAUGCUCUCACCAUGAGCAAUAAACUUUACAAAGCUGGUGUUGUUGAGAUGGCCAACAAGGGAUACCACCUCAAGGCUGACGCCAUCCCAAUUGUGGCUGCCAAGUCUGGAACAAAGAUUGCCAGUAAUUACAAGUACAAGUUGGCAUACGAGAAGGCCAGAGGCCACCAUGUUGGCUUCCGUAGCCUCCAGGAUGAUCCUCUGCUGGUUCACUACAUGCAAGUGGCCAAGCUGCAGAGUGACAAGAACUACAAGAAGGACUACCAACAGGCCAAGCUCAAGUAUCACACCCCUGUGGACAUGAUGAGUGUUGUCCACGCCAAGCAGGCCUCAAAAGCUCAGACUAUGGCUGGAUACAGACAGAUCCAGCACAGUUACGCUCUCCUCCCGGAUGCCUUGAACCUUGCGCUGGCUCGCACCAUGAACACCCAGGCCAGUGAUUGUGAAUACAAAUCAGAGUGGAACAACUUCAUCAGAGGCAUUGGAUGGGUCCCAAUUGGCUCAAUUGGAGUUGAGACUGCCAAAGUUGGUGGUCAGAUUUUGAGUGAGCAAAAGUACCGCACUCAUCCCUCCAACUUCAAGUUCAAAAAGCUGAUGGACUCCAUGGACGUGGCUCUGGCGACUGCCAACAACAAGAUCAUGAACAAGCAAGCAUACACUGCAGCUUGGGACAAAGACAAGCUGACCGUCCAUGUCAUGCCAGAUUCUCCUGAGAUCGUCCUGGCCAAGGCUAAUGCUCUCACCAUGAGCAAUAAACUUUACAAAGCUGGUGUUGUUGCGAUGGCCAACAAGGGCUACCACCUCAAGGCUGACGCUAUCUCAAUUCUGGCUGCCAAGUCUGGCACCACCAUUGCCAGUAAUUACAAGUACAAGUUGGCAUACGAGAAGGCUAGAGGCCAACAUGUUGGCUUCCGCAGCAUCCAGGAUGACCCUCUGCUGGUUCACUACAUGGAAAUAGCCAGGUUGCAGAGUGACAAGAACUACAAGAAGGACUACCACAAGUCCAAGCUGAAGUAUCACUCACCAGUAGACAUGAUGAGUGUUGUCCAUGCCAAGCAGGCCUCAAAAGCUCAGACUAUGGCUGGAUACAGACAGAUCCAGCACAGUUAUGCUCUCCUCCCGGAUGCCAUGAACCUUCAACUUGCUCGUAACAUGCAGACUAUCGCCAGUGAUAACCAGUAUAAGAGUGAGUAUGAAAGCUUCAUUAAAGGAAUUGGAUGGGUACCUAUUGGGUCGUUGGACGUUGAGAAAGCAAAAACAGCUGGCCGCAUCAUCAGUGAGCACGGAUACCGUCAACAUCCAAGCAACUUCAAAUUCACUAAGAAUAUGGAGUCCAUGGAUCUGAUGCUGGCCACAGCAAACAACCAGAUUAUGAAUAAGCAAGCGUAUGGCAAAGCCUGGGAAAAAGACAAAACUUCAAUCCACAUCAUGCCUGAUGCAAUGAACAUUGUUCUUGCCAGAGCAAACAAGAAGAACACCAGUGAGAAAUUGUACAAAUUGGACAAUGAGCUGUCCAAAAAGAAGGGUCAUAAUGUUCGUGGUGAUGCCAUUGCUGUCCUGGCUGCCAAAGCCUCAACUGUUAUUGCCAGUGAUUACAAGUACAAGACAGGAUACCGUAAGCAGGUGGGCCACCACAUCGGUGCUCGCAGCAUCCAGGACGACCCUCUGCUCAUGCUGGCUCUGAACUCAGCCAGGAUUGCCAGUGAUUUCCUGUACAAGAAGGACUUCAACAAGUCCAAGACCAAGUUCAACCUGCCAGUGGACAUGAUGGCCUUUGAGCUGGCCAAGAAGAACCAGAUUCAGGUCAACCACGCCAACUACAUCACCCGUCUCCACAACUGGACUUGUCUGCCAGACUCCAAUGAUGUGGUCGCCGCCAGACAUGCUUAUGACAUACAGAGUGAUGCUGUGUACAAGGAGGAUCAGAGGAUGAUGCAAGGUAUCGGAUGGGUGCCUAUAGGUUCACUGGAUGUUGAGAAGGCGAAGAAAGCUGGUGAAGCUCUGAGUGAAAGACUGUAUCGUCAGUCCCCAAGCAACUUCAAAUUCAAGAUCAGCACUGACGACAUGCCCAUGGUGUUGGCUAAGGCCAACGCUCAGGUUAUGAACAAGAAAGCAUACGUGGACGCAUGGGACAAGGACAAGACCAAGAUCCACAUCAUGCCUGACGCUAUGGAUGUUCUUUUAGCCAAGGCAAACAAUGUCAACUACAGCCUUAAAAAGUAUAAACAGGCACAUGAGGAUGCCAAGAAGAAAGGCUAUGAUAUGCGCAAUGAUGCCGUUUCAAUCAUCGCAGCCAAGGCCUCCAGGGACAUUGCCAGUGAUUACAAAUAUAAGACAGGAUACCGUAAGCAGGUCGGUCACCACAUCGGGGCUCGCAGUGUCCAGGACGACCCUCUGCUCAUGCUGGCUCUGAACUCAGCCAGGAUUGCCAGUGAUUUCCUGUACAAGAAGGACUUCAACAAGUCCAAGACCAAGUUCCACCUGCCAGUGGACAUGAUGGCCUUUGAGCUGGCCAAGAAGAACCAGAUUCAGGUCAACCACGCCAACUACAUCACCCGUCUCCACAACUGGACUUGUCUGCCAGACUCCAAUGAUGUGGUCGCCGCCAGACAUGCUUAUGACAUACAGAGUGAUGCUGUGUACAAGGAGGAUCAGAGGAUGAUGCAAGGUAUCGGAUGGGUGCCUAUAGGUUCACUGGAUGUUGAGAAGGCGAAGAAAGCUGGUGAAGCUCUGAGUGAAAGACUGUAUCGUCAGUCCCCAAGCAACUUCAAAUUCAAGAUCAGCACUGACGACAUGCCCAUGGUGUUGGCUAAGGCCAACGCUCAGGUUAUGAACAAGAAAGCAUACGUGGACGCAUGGGACAAGGACAAGACCAAGAUCCACAUCAUGCCUGACGCUAUGGAUGUUCUUUUAGCCAAGGCAAACAAUGUCAACUACAGCCUUAAAAAGUAUAAACAGGCACAUGAGGAUGCCAAGAAGAAAGGCUAUGAUAUGCGCAAUGAUGCCGUUUCAAUCAUCGCAGCCAAGGCCUCCAGGGACAUUGCCAGUGAUUACAAAUAUAAGACAGGAUACCGUAAGCAGGUCGGUCACCACAUCGGGGCUCGCAGUGUCCAGGACGACCCUCUGCUCAUGCUGGCUCUGAACUCAGCCAGGAUUGCCAGUGAUUUCCUGUACAAGAAGGACUUCAACAAGUCCAAGACCAAGUUCCACCUGCCAGUGGACAUGAUGGCCUUUGAGCUGGCCAAGAAGAACCAGAUUCAGGUCAACCACGCCAACUACAUCACCCGUCUCCACAACUGGACUUGUCUGCCAGACUCCAAUGAUGUGGUCGCCGCCAGACAUGCUUAUGACAUACAGAGUGAUGCUGUGUACAAGGAGGAUCAGAGGAUGAUGCAAGGUAUCGGAUGGGUGCCUAUAGGUUCACUGGAUGUUGAGAAGGCAAAGAAAGCUGGUGAAGCUCUGAGUGAAAGACUGUAUCGUCAGUCCCCAAGCAACUUCAAAUUCAAGAUCAGCACUGACGACAUGCCCAUGGUGUUGGCUAAGGCCAACGCUCAGGUUAUGAACAAGAAAGCAUACGUGGAUGCAUGGGACAAGGAUAAGACCAAGAUCCACAUCAUGCCCGAUGCUAUGGAUGUUCUUUUGGCCAAAGCAAACAAUGUCAACUACAGCUUGAAAUCAUACAAACAGGCAUAUGAAGAUGCCAAGAAGAAGGGUUAUGAUCUGCGCAAUGAUGCCGUUUCCAUCCUUGCAGCCAAGGCCGGCAGAGACAUUAUCAGUGAUUACAAGUACAAGACAGGAUACCGUAAGCAGGUCGGCCACCACAUCGGUGCUCGCUGUGUCCAGGACGACCCUCUGAUCAUGCUGGCUCUGAACUCAGCCAAGAUCGCCAGUGAUGCUCUGUACAAGAAGGACUUCAACAAGUCCAAGACCAAGUUCAACCUGCCAGUGGACAUGUUGAAUCUUGAGCUGGCCAAGAAAUGCCAAAUUCAAGUCAACCAUGCCAACUACAUCACCCGCCUGCACCAGUGGACCUGCCUGCCAGACUCCAAUGAUGUCGUCCAGGCCAGAAAAGCAUAUGACCUUCAGAGUGAUGCUGUCUACAAGGCUGACAUGAAGUGGCUCCAGGGCUUGGGCUGGGUCCCCAUUGGCUCGAUUGACGUGGAAAAAGCCAAGAAGGCUGGUGAGGUCUUGAGUGAAAUAAAGUAUCGCCAGCACCCCAGCUCCCAAAGAUUCACCAGCACCACGGAUGCUAUGAACAUGGUUUUGGCAAAGAAUAAUGCUUUGACCAUGAACAAGCGUCUCUACACUGAGGCAUGGGAGAAGGACAAGACUACCCUGCACAUCAAACCCGACACUCCUGAGAUCGUCCUCUCUCAGCAGAAUGCUAUUAACAUGAGCAGGAAACUCUACAGACAAGGUUUUGAAGAAACAAUCAAGAAAGGUUACUUCCUUCCAGUUAAUGCUGUGUCAGUCCUGGCUGCUAAGGCUUCCAGGGACAUCGUCAGUGACUACAAGUACAAGACAGGAUACCGCAAGCAGGUGGGCCACCAUAUUGGUGCUCGCUGCGUGGAGGAGGACCCUCUGAUCAUGCUGGCUCUGAACUCAGGAAAGAUCGCCAGUGAUGCCCUGUACAAGAAAGACUUCAACAAGUCCAAGACCAAGUUCAACCUGCCAGUGGACAUGUUGAAUAUUGAGCUGGCCAAGAAAUGCCAGAUUCAAGUCAACCAUGCCAACUACAUCACCCGCCUGCACCAGUGGACCUGCCUGCCAGAUUCCAAUGAUGUCGUCCAGGCCAGAAAGGCCUACAAUCUUCAGAGUGAUGCUGUUUACAAAGCUGACAUGGAUGAGGUCAUUGGCGUAGGAUGGAUCCCAAUUGGUUCAAUUGAUGUUGUUAAAGCUAAGAAUGCCUCAAACAUCCUCAAUGAACGUCUGUACAGGCAGAAACCAGAAACAUUCAAAUUUAAAACUGACAUGACCUCCAUGCCCAUGGUGUUAGCCAAAACAAACGCUGAGACCAUCAACAAGAAACACUACAUCGCUGCUUGGGAGGCUGAUAAGAUUAAGACCCAUGUGACGCCUGACCUUCCUGAGCUGCUGCUUUCUAAAGCUAAUGCUUACAACAUCAGCAGGAAACUGUACAGGGAAGGCGUUGAGGAGAUGUUCAGAAAGGGCUACGACAUGAAAGCCGAUGCUGUCUCUGUUAUUGCUGCCAAACAUGGAAGAGAAAUCAUCAGCGAUUACAAAUAUAAGACAGGAUACCGCAAGCAGGUCGGCCACCACAUCGGGGCUCGCUGCGUCCAGGACGACCCUCUGAUCAUGCUGGCUCUGAACUCAGCCAGGAUUGCCAGUGAUGCUCUGUACAAGAAGGACUUCAACAAGUCCAAGACCAAGUUCCACCUACCAGUGGAUAUGUUGAAUCUCGAGCUGGCCAAGAAAUGCCAGAUUCAGGUCAAUGAUUUCAACUACAGAACUCAUCUGCAUAACUGGACCUGCCUGCCAGACUCCAACGAUGUCGUCCAGGCCAGAAAGGUGUAUGACCUGCAGAGUGAUGCUGUGUACAAAGCUGACAUGGAAUGGAUCAGGGGAACCGGUUGGGUACCAAUUGGGUCAGUUGAUGUGGAGAAAGCCAAGAAAGCUGCAGAAAUUCUGAGUGAAAUAAAGUACCGUCAGCAUCCCAGCAAAUUCAAAUUCACUGCCAAGACAUGUGACAUGCCAUAUGCGCUUGCUCAGGCCAAUGCCCAAACCAUGGACAAGAAAGCAUAUAAUGCUGCCUGGGAGAAUGAUAAGAUCAACAUUCACGUCAUGCCAGACACCCCAGAGAUCGUCCUGGCCAAGCAGAAUAAACUCAACACCAGUCUGAAAUAUUAUCGUGAAGGCUACAUGGACACCAUCAACAAAGGCUACUUCCUUCCCAAAGAUGCUAUUUCUGUUCGAUCAGCAAAGGCUUCAAGAGACAUCAUCAGUGAUUACAAAUACAAGGCCGGUUACCGCAAGCAGUGUGGCCACCACAUUGGUGCCCUUAGUGUGAAUGACGACCCACUGCUUGUGUUGGCCGCCAAUGCAGCCAGGAUCUCCAGCGACAACAUCUAUAAGAAGGACUUCCACAAGACCAAGACCAAGUACAACCUCCCGGGGGACAUGUUGACGAUUGAACUUGCCAAGAAAUGCCAGCAGCAAGUGAACGACUUCAACUACAGAACUCACUUGCACCAGUGGACCUGCCUGCCAGACUCCAAUGAUGUUGUUCAGGCUAGAAAGGUUUAUGACCUGCAGAGUGAUGCUGUCUACAGAGCUGAUAUGGAGUGGCUGAGGGGAUGUGGCUGGUCACCUCAGGACUCUGUGGAUGUCAUCAAGGCUAGAAAUGCCCAGACUAUUCUCAAUGAGAGGCUGUACCGCCAGCCACCGAGCACUCAGAAGUUCACCAGUGUUGUUGACCUCCCAGCUAUUGUCCUGUCCAAGCAAAACGCUGACAACAUCAGUGAUAGGAAAUAUAGACAAGUUUGGGAUCAAGACAAGCUCACCUUCCACAUGCCACCUAACGCCCCAAGCUUUGAACUGUCCAAGGCUAAUUCUGUCAACAUAAGCAAUAAACUGUACACAAAGACAUGGGAUGACCAGAAGGCCAAGGGCUACCAUAUCAAGGAGGAUGCUAUCUCUGUGCUGAAGGCUAGAGCUUCCAGAGAUAUCAUUAGUGACUACAAGUACAAGACAGCAUACCGUAAGCAGGUCGGCCACCACAUCGGGGCUCGCUGCGUGGAGGAGGACCCUCUGAUCAUGCUGGCUCUGAACUCAGGGAAGAUUGCCAGCGAGGUUCUGUACAAGAAGGACUUCAACAAGUCCAAGACCAAGUUCCACCUGCCAGUGGACAUGUUGAAUCUCGAGCUGGCUAAGAAAUGCCAGAUUCAGGUCAACGAUUUCAACUACAGAACUCAUCUGCACCAGUGGACUUGUCUGCCAGACUCCACCGAUGUCGUCCAGGCCAGAAAGGCCUACGAUCUGCAGAGCGAUGCUGUUUACAGAGCUGAUCUUGAAUGGAUACGUGGAUGUGGAUGGGUCCCACAUGAGAGUGUGGAUGUACUGAAAGUGAAGCACGCACAGAAGAUCCUUGCUGAUAGAGGCUAUCGUGUCAAGUUGGAUACGCAGAAAUUUGUUGUCCACAAUGACAGAGUGGACAUGGUCUGCGCCAAGAAUGCUGCUGACGUCCUCAAUGAGGCUAAAUAUCGUGAGGCUUGGCACAAGGACAAGACCAAGUUCACAGUUGCGGACACUCCAAUACUCGCCACAGCCAGAGAGGUGGCUAAGAACGUUCACCCGCACCUGUACACCAAAGAAUGGGACAAGGUCAAAGCCACAGGGUACUACAUGCCUGGAGAUGCUGUACCAAUCAAGCAGUGCAUCUCUAAUUCUAAAGUCCAAAGUCAGCACAAGUACCUCGAUUCAUACCGCAAGCAAGUUGGCCACCACAUCGGUGCUCGCUGCGUCCAGGACGACCCUCUGAUGAUGCUGGCUCUGAACUCAGCCAAGAUUGCCAGUGACGCACUGUACAAGAAGGACUUCAACAAGUCCAAGACCAAGUUCAACCUGCCAGUGAACAUGCUGCAGUUUGAGCUGGCCAAGAAAUGCCAGGCCCAAGUCAACGAUGACAACUACAGAACCCGCCUUCACCAGUGGACCUGCAUGCCAGACUCUAAUGAUGUCAUCCAGGCCCGCAAAGCCUAUGAACUGCAGAGUGACCAUGUGUAUAAGGCUGACAUGGAGUGGCUCCGUGGCUGCGGCUGGAUGGCAGCUGACUCUGUCGACCACGUCAAGGUCAGGAAGGCCCAGGAGAUUAUCAACGAGAGGCACUACAAGAAGCAUGCCAUAGAAUGCUUCAAGAAAUUCACCCUGAUUGUGGACCGCCCUGAGCUCAUCCUGGCCAGAAUAAAUGCUGCAAACCUCAGUGAUCUGAAGUACAAAGAGACAUUCAACGCAGAGAAGGGUCAAUACAUCGGUUCAGAAGACACUCCCCAACUUGCCCACAGCAGAGAGGUUUCUAAGAACAUCAGUGAGAAACUCUACAAACAGUCGUGGGAUGAAUCAAAGGCCGCAGGCUACAAGCUGAAUCACGAAUACAUCCCGCUCGUCAGUGGCAAGAAGGGAAGGGAGAUCGCUAGUGAUGUCAAGUACAAGGAUUUGCAUGAGAAGGCAAAGGGUCACUACAUGGCUGGAACCCUGGUGGACUUCCCUGAAGUGAUGCGCUGUGGAGGCCAGGAGAAGAACAAGGGACUGAGGCUCUAUCAGAAGGAUUACAAUCAAACCAAGACCAAGACCCACCUCCCGCCUGACAUCAUCGCUAACAAGGUGGCCAAGCGUUGCCAGGAUAUGCUGAGCGAUGUCCUCUACCGCACCUACCUGCACCAGUGGACCUGCCAUCCCGACCAGGAGGACGCCAUCCGUGCCCGCAAGACCAACGAGAUUCUCAGUGAUGUGUUCUACAAGGAGGACCUGACCUGGAUGAGGGGUAUCGGUUGUUAUAUCUGGGACACACCCGAGAUUGUUCGUGCCAAGAAGUCCUACGAGCUUCAGAGUGAGCUGAAAUACAGAGACGGAGCCAAGAAAGAAUUCAACAAUUACUCCAUUGUGACUGACACUCCAGCGUAUGUGACUGCUGUCCUGGGUCACACCUGGGCCAGUGAUCUCAACUAUAGAGAGGCUUACCACAAGGAGAAGCACCUGUACACCACUGUCCUGGAUACCCACGACUAUGCCAGAUGCCACAACUUCAAGCAGUUCUUCAGCAAUAAAAACUACAGCGCUGCCUGGGACAAAAUCAAAGCCAAGGGCUACAAGAUACCACAUGACUCACACGCCCUGAAACAUGCCAAACAGCAGAAAGUCAUUCUCAGCAGUGUGAAGUACAAGGAGGAUUACGAGAAGUUCAAAUCCCUCUACAGCCUGCCCAAGUCUCUUGAGGACGAUCCUGGCACCGCUCGCUGUGUCAAAGCUGGAAAACUGGUCCUGGACCGUCUGUACAAGGAGGACUACGAGAAGAACAAGGCCAAGAACCAUAUUCCUCCAGACAUGCUGGAGAUCCUGUCUGCCCGCAACACCCAGUCCACCGUCAGUGGAAUCCACUACCGCAAGUAUCUGCACCAGUGGAUCUGUCUCCCUGACAUGCAGGUUUACGUCCAAGCACGCAAAGUCAACGAGCAGCUCAGUGACAUCUUCUACAAGGAUGACCUGAACUGGCUGAAGGGUAUCGGCUGCUAUGCCUGGGACACACCAGAGAUCCUGCGUGUGAAGAAUUCUGGUAAUCUUCAGAGUGAGAACAAGUACAGAGCCAAGGGCAUCGAAUCCUUCAAGGAAUACUCUGUGGUGACAGACACUCCAGUGUAUGAGACAGCCAAGCAGAACGCUCAGAAUCUGAGUGAUCUGCACUAUCGCUAUGACUACAACACCAACAUCAAGGGCACCUGCAACACGCCUGCUGUUACCAUAGAAACCGAAAGGGCGCGCUUGGCUAACCACAUCCAGAGCGAUAACUUGUACAAGGGGGCCAAUAAGAGCUUCAUGCCCACUGGUUACUCCCUGCCCAAUGACACACCGCUCAUCAAGCAGGCUAAGAUGAACAGUGUCGUCACCAGCAAUGUGAAGUACAAGGAGGCCUAUGAGAUGACCAAGGCCAAAGCGUACACUCUUCAUCCGGAGGGAGUGAACUUUGUCAACUCCAGGAAGGCUAACAUCAUCACCAACAAUCGUCUGUAUCGUGAGGACUACCACAAACAAAAGGACAAGAUCCACACAACCUACGACACCCCUGAUAUCAAACAAGUCAAGAUGAACCAGACGAACCUCAGCGAAUUGUGCUACAGAGAGAAAUACUACAACACCAGAGGCCAGCUGAUCAAUAUGCCCAUUACGCCCCAGCUGAUGCACUUCCGCCACGUCAAUGAGAUCACCAGCGAGCUGAAAUACAAAGAGGACCUGAUGUGGCUGAGAGGCGUCGGCUGCUUCUUGUACGACACCCCAGAGAUGGUCCACGUUCGCAACAUCACCAAACAAAGAGUGGAAUACCCGGUGGAAGCGAAGAAAAACUUUGCCAACUUCUCUGUGGUCCUGGACACACCGGAGUACAAGCGUGUGACUGAGCUGAAGACCCACAUGAGCGGCAUGGUCUACAAAGCCCAGAGUAAGGAGGAGAUGGCUAAGGUCACCACCACCUUGGACUCUGUGGACAUCAAGAGAGCCAAAUGGGCCCAGCAGCUGACUAACAUUUUCCAGUACAAAGGCCUGGCAAGUAAGGAGAGGGCUCAUUUCACCCAGGAAAUUGAAACUCCAGUCAUGGGCCAUUCCAGGAAAAUGAAAGUGGUCCAGAGUGACAACAAAUACAAAGAGCAGUACGAGAAGAUGAAGCACAGAUACACGGCCAUUGCUGACACACCUCUCCUGAUCCGUGCCAAGAAGUCCUACCUCCAGUCCAGCGAUCUGCGUUACAAAGAGACCUUUGAGCUCUCUAAAGGUCACUACCACACAGUCAAGGAUGCUCUGGACAUCAUCUACCACCGAAGAGUCACAGAUGACAUCAGCGAGGUUAAAUACAGAGAGAAGUACAUCAGCACUCUGGGAACAUGGAAGUCCAUCCCCGACCGUCCCGAGUUCUUCUUCAGCAAAAUUGCCAACGAUAACGUCAGCAGUGUCAAGUACAAGGAGGACCUGGAUUGGCUGAAGGGUAUUGGCUGCUUUGUGUGGGACACACCCGAGCUGGUGCAGGCUGAGAAAAACAAGAAGUUGUACAGCGAGAGACUUUACAAAGCGUCCUUUGAGAAGAACAGAGGCAACUUCAAGUAUUCCUGUGACUCUCCAUUCUUUGAGGCUGCCAAGAAUGCCUCCAGUCUCAUCAACAACGCAAGGUAUAAAUCCAAAGCUAAGGAGCUGCUAAAGAGUGGCUGCAACGAGCUGCUCCGCCCUGACAUCCUCACAGCCCUUUACUCCACUUCGUUAGGCAGUAAGUGGAGGUACAGGGAGCAGUACGAGCGUGCCAAGGACAAGUUCACCUCUGUUCUGGAGACUCCCGAGUAUGAGUCCCACAGACGCAGCAAGAAGAUCAGCGAUAUCAUCUACAAGAUGGAGUACAACAAGACCAAGGCUAAGGGCUACACCUUGCCUUAUGACACUCCAUACCAGCAGCACAUGAAGAAGGUCAAGGAGCUCACAAGCAACCUGAAGUACAGAGAAGUGUAUGAGAAGAGCAAGGCCCAGAUCAACAUGGACCCUGAGGCUCAUGAGAUCCGUGCUGCCAAGGAGGCCUACAGGAACAUCAGCAAUCUUAACUACAAGAAGAAGUAUGAAGCCACCAAGAACAAGUGGAUCUGGACCACAGACAGACCCGACUUCAUCAAUGCUGCCAAGAACUCCCUGCAGCAGAGUGAUGUUGAGUACAAGUAUGACAAAGAGAUGAUGAAGGGCUGUGUGAUUCCUGUCACUGACGACAAGCUCACCCUCCUGAAUAUGAAGAAUACAGAUUUGGCCAGCAUAGUGAAGUACAAACAGAAGUAUGAAAAGGAGAAGGGUCACUAUGUGCCGGUCCAGGACACUCCUCAAAUCCUUCAUGCUAAGGCUGUGCGCGUUCUGGCAUCAGAGAGCAAAUACAAGGAGGCCAGUAAGAAGGACAUGCAGUCAGGCUCAUUCACCACCCUGCCUGAGACUCGUGACACGGUUCACAGCAAGCAGAUCAACAAGCUUAUCAGCGGGAAACUGUAUAAAGCCAAGUUUGAGAAGGAGAAGGGCAAGUCGAUCUAUAACCAGAUGAUUGUUCCACCUGAUGUUCAGCAUGCCAUUGAUGUGGCCAAGUGUCAGAGCAAUGUUUCCUACAAGAAGGAUGCCAAAGCCAACCUGCACUACACAUCCGUGGUCGACCGUCCUGACAUAAAGAAAGCUACCCAGGCCGCUAAACUGAUCAGCGGGAUCGGCUACCGUGACAAGGCCCGUGAGGAGGCCAGUCGUGGAGGUUCUCUGGCCUACCGCCCAGACAUCGCUUUGGCCACUGAAGUGUCCAAGCUGAACAGCCAGGUGGAGGCCAAGCCCUCCCUCCAUGGAGCAGCUUCCUAUGAUACCCCCCAGAUGCGCCACAUUAAGAAAAUGAGUGCCGUGACUAGUGAUUUGAAGUACAAGGAGAAGUUUGACAAGGAGAUGAAAGGAAAGAAACCACAAUAUGACCUGAAGGAUAGUAAGAUUUAUCAGACUUUGAAGGAUGCCAGCGUGCUCGCUAGUGAGGUGAAGUACAAGGGUGACCUGAAGAAGAUCCACAAGCCUGUGACUGACAUGGCCGAGUCUCUGUCCAUGCAGCACAAUCUGAGCACCAGCAAGCUGUCCAGCAGCUACUGCUACAAGAAGAAAUUUGAGGAGAGUAAGGGUCACUACCUUAUGAUCGCUGACACACCAGAACAAAUCCAUCACAAGGAGGCUACUGAACUUCAGAGUAACGUGAAAUACAAGGAGAAGUAUGAGAAGGAGAAGGGCAAGGCAAUGCUGGACUUCGAGACACCCACAUAUGUGACUGCUAAGGAGGCCCAGCACAUGCAGAGCCAGAAAGACUAUAAGAAGGACUUUGAGGAGAACAUGAGGGGCAAGAACCUCUCAGGCUUGGAGGUCACUCCUGCCAUGAUACAUGUCAGACAUGCCACCAAAAUAGCCAGUGAGAGAGAGUACAGGAGGGAUCUAGAAGAGGGAGUGAAGGGUAAAGGGCUCACUGUACUGGAGGAAACUCCGGAGCUUUUGAGAGCAAAGAAUGCAACUCAUAUCCUGUCUGAGAGAGAGUACAAGAAGGCAAUGGAGCUGGAGAUUAAGGGCAAGGGAAUGUUGGCUUUGGCUACGGACACCCCAGACUUCAUGAGGGCCAGGAACGCUACUGACAUCCUCAGUCAGGCUAAGUACAAGCAUACCGCUGAGAUGGACAGGGCCAGCUACACCUCUGUCAUCGACACCCCUGACAUCAUCCAUGCUCAGCAGAUGAGGAACAUUGUCAGCCAGAAAAAGUACAGAGAGGAGGCUGAGAAGACCAUGUCUCACUAUGUACCAGUUCUGGACACCCCAGAGAUGCAGAGAGUCCGUGAGAACCAGAAGAACUUCAGCACUCAUCAAUACCAGAUUGACCAUAAAAACAUAAAGGGCAAAGUGUCUUCAGUACAGAACACUCCUGAAAUGCUUCGUGUUAAAGAGAAUACAAAGAAUUUCAGCUUGAUUGCGUACAAAGAUGAUUUGGGAGAAGGAACGGCUUUGCCAGAGACUCCAGAGAUGGAGAGAGUUAAACGCAACCAGAGGAACAUUAGCACGAAUCAGUACAAGGAGUCUGUGGGUCAAGGCACAGCCAUACCAGACCCCCCCGAGGUGAAGCGGGUCCGAGAAACACAGAAGAAUAUCAGCUUGAAUCAAUACAAAGCAGGAGUGGGACAAGGCACGUCCGUAUCAGAGACCCCCGAGAUGGAGAGAGUUAAACGCAACCAGCAGAAUAUUAGCACGAAACAGUACAAGGAGUCUGUGGGUCAAGGCACAGCCAUACCAGACCCCCCCGAGAUGAAGCGGGUCCGAGAAACACAGAAGAAUAUCAGCUUGCUUCAAUACAAAGCAGGAGUGGGACAAGGCACGUCCGUAUCAGAGACGCCCGAGAUGGAGCGAGUUAAACGCAAUCAGCAGAAUAUUAGCACGAUAAAAUACAAGGACUCUCCAGCUCGAAGCACAGCUAUACCGGACCUCCCCGAGGUGCAGCGGGUCAAACAGACCCAGAAGCACAUCAGCUCGGUGUUGUAUAAAGACAGUUCCGCCAAGGGAACUCCUGUGGUGUAUACUCCUGAGAUGGAGCGAGUCAAAAGGAACCAAGAAAAUAUUAGCUCGGUGCUGUACUCUGACAGUUUCCGUAAGCAGGUUCAGGGCAAGGCCUCCUUCGUCCUGGACACACCUGAGAUGAGGCGUGUCAGGGAGACCCAGCGUAUCAUUUCUGGAGUGAGAUACCACGAGGACUUCGAGAAGAACAAGGGCAGCUUCACUCCCACCACCUCUGACCCGGUGACCGAACGCGUGAAGAAGAACACCCAGGACUUCAGCGACAUCAACUACCGCGGCAUCCAGAGACGCGUGGUGGAGAUGGAGAGGAGACGUGCCAUCGAGCAUGACCAGGAGACCACCACUGAUCUGCGUGUGUGGCGCACAAACCCCGGCUCUGUGUUUGACUACGACCCUGCUGAAGACAACAUCCAGUCCAGGAGUCUGCACAUGAUGUCAGUUCAAGCUCAGCGUCGCAGCAAGGAGCACUCCCGCUCCACCAGCGCCCUGAGCGGCCCGGGUGAUGAAAAGUCUGAGGUGUCCCAGGACGCCGACCACCACAUGUCCCUCUACAGCAACGGCUUCAUGACCUCCUCUAUAGGCUACCAGACUGCUAAGACGGUGGAGCUGCAGCAGAGGUCAUCAUCAGUGGCCACCCAGCAGACCACCGUCUCCUCCAUCCCCUCCCACCCCUCUACCACUGGAAAAACUGUGCGUGCCAUGUACGACUACGGAGCAGCCGACCAAGACGAGGUUUCCUUCAAAGAUGGCGACGUCAUCGUUAACGUGCAGGCCAUCGACGAGGGCUGGAUGUACGGUACCGUGCAGCGCACCGGCAAGACCGGCAUGCUGCCAGCCAACUACGUUGAAGCAAUAUAAAGACAAAGCCCGCCCAUCGUCCCUCCAGAGUGGGCGAGACAACAUCCACGAGGCAAACUGAUCGAUCACAACUGUGGCUUAGUGCAAUGUGUAGCUUGUAGCUUCCUGUUAGCUCUGUGUCUGUUUUUGAAUUGUGUUGUUAUUCCUGUUUUGGUCUCUUAUCAUUCAUAUGCUGCUGCUCCUGUUACCUGUGGAUGUGACAUACGCAUCCUGACAUGUCACAUAUACAUACUUCUGAUUAUAUGAGAGAAAGACUAUGUGUAUUGUUUGAACACACUACCUAGGAAAAGUAAGACUCGCUAACAAACGUCCUGGCCCAUUAUUGUGUACAUUACAAAAAUACUUGUGUUCAAAUUCUCAUCAAAUAGCAUAAGGCUCCCGUCGCUGCAGCUCAUACUUACGCCUUCAAAUGGAUUCUACAGGGAGGGGAAAAAAAGGAUGAUAAAAUAAGGAAACAUAUAAAGGAGUCUGUUACCAUGUACCUCCUCCGUGAUGAAACCACUCCUGAAGAGUUGUAUCAGCUGAGCCUCAGUCUUCCCUCCACGAUAAUGAAGGCUCACCUCUAAUAAACCGUGUGUGUGUUAUGUGUCUUCGGAUUAUGUAGGUCGUGGAGUGAGUCACGUCCUCUACCUUUAAUCAGUAGCUAAUAAAGCACACCAAGCUCCUGCA